AUGUGGACCUCAAACCAGACUCUAGGCUACUUGUGUGUGACUGCUCACUAUAUUGAUGAUGAGUGGGAACUUUAUAAACGGAUCAUAAAGUUCACUCUUGUUGAGUCACCCCAUGAUGGUAGAACUAUGUUCAAUGCCUUGUUGAGAACACUUCAGGAUUGGAACAUUGAAAGCAAUGUAUUUGCAAUUACAUUGGACAAUGCAUUUGUAAAUGAUAACUUUUCAAAAACUUUGCAAGAGAACCUUGUUGAUAAGGGUCAAUUACCUCGCAAAGGAAAAUUGUUUCAUUGUCGUUGUGCUGCACAUGUCUUAAAUCUGAUUGUUCAAGAGGGUUUCAAGUCAAUCAGUAGUGCUACCAAGAACAUUAGAGACAGUGUAAAGUAUGUUAAGAGCUCACAAGCUCGGAAGCAAAGGUUUGAAGAAAUCGUAGAGCAAGUUGGUAUUUCUCCUGGGAAACGACCUCCUCUUGAUGUUGUAACUCGAUGGAAUUCAACAUUCCUAAUGCUCGAGACAGCUCUGAAGUACAGGAAGGUAUAUGAAGCUUUAAAGCAGGGGGACCCGCAAUACUUACAUGAGCCUUCAACCAAGGACUGGAAGGUGGCAAAGAAGCUGUGUAACAUGUUACAGCCUUUCUAUGAAGCAACCAAGAUAGUCUCGGGAUCAAAAUAUCCUACUUCAAGUCGUUACUUUCAUAUGUUGUGGGAAGUGAAGAGAGAGCUGGACAAACAGUCUUCAAUUGGUGACCCUGUGAUUACAACUAUGGUGCAUGGGAUAAGAGAAAAAAUGAACACAUAUUGGGAUCUAUCCUAUUUGAAAAUCUGCAUUCCAGUUAUUCUCGAUCCUCGAUUUAAGAUGCGCUUUCUUGAGUUCCGCUUGAACCAAUGGUUUGAGGAAGAAGCAUUCAGAUAUAGUUCUAAAGUGGAGAAGACAUUUCGAAAGUUAUUUGCUGAAUAUUCCGCAGAAAUCAGUGACCCAUUUCUUGAGAAGGCCCAUAUGAUUGAUGAGAAAGUUGAUGAGAACAAUCCAUGGGCAGAUUGGGGGCAGCAUCAAAGUGCACAGCAAAUGAGUAAAACAAAUGAGUUAGACAAGUACUUAGAAGAAGAAACAAUGUCAGUAGGAUUUGAGCUUGAUAUCUUGCAGUAUUGGAAGAUGCACUCAGGCACUUAUCCAACACUUGCACGAAUGGCACGCGAUAUUCUAGCAGUGCCUGCAUCAACAGUGGCCUCAGAAUCUGCAUUUUCUUCUGCAGGAAGAACUGUGAGUGACUACAGAAGUAGGUUGAAAAAUGAAACAAUAGAAGCUCUUAUUUGCUUUCAAGACUGGUUGAGAUCAGAAGAUAGUGCACAUGAUCAUAUAGCCGGAAACAUAGCUGGAGAUGAGCUUGAUUGCAUCUAA
Molecule: messenger RNA, 1395 nt
Organism: Panicum virgatum (switchgrass)
Lineage: Eukaryota; Viridiplantae; Streptophyta; Magnoliopsida; Poales; Poaceae
Product: zinc finger BED domain-containing protein RICESLEEPER 2-like
Exons: 1
Coding region: 1-1395 (464 amino acids)
Molecular function (GO): protein dimerization activity; DNA binding
Source: RefSeq, a predicted model, not a curated record